ACCGGAAUUGUGAUGCGCACGAGCCCUUCCUCCUCCUCCACUUCUCCCUCUUCUUCUCCUUCCUCUUUUUCUUCUUCCUCGCUGGAGAUUUUAUGGAAUCGGUGUGAUUGUUGUUGUUGUUGUUGUUGUUGUCGCGGUGGUUGUGGCUUCCGUUGGCUGUCGUUACCGUUACGCACACCGCUCGUCUGUUGUGGCCGUGAAGGGAAACACCACAACAACGGUCAUCGACACCGGCGGCAGACCUGCCUCACUCUCUCUCCCUCCCCUCCGCCUGUGUGUGUGUGUCGGUGUUUCUCAGCCUCCAGACGCACGGCAGAAGCAGAAAAAAGAAACAAACAAUUGAGAGCCGCGGGUCGCUUCCUUCAGUCCCACUCUGACUCUGCCGAGCCGAACACAAACUGAAACAACAAUAAACACCCAACACAAAAGAUGAGUUCAUAUUUCGUCAACUCGCUCUUCUCCAAAUAUAAAAGCGGGGAAUCGUUACGUCCGAACUACUACGAGUGCGGUUUCGCGCAGGACCUGGCCGGCAGCCGGCCCACCGUGGUGUACGGCCCGGGCUCCGGCGCCACUUUCCAGCACGCUCCGCAGAUCCAGGACUUCUACCACCACAGCGCCUCCACGCUGCCCAGCAACCCGUACCAGCAGAGCCCCUGCGCGGUUACAUGCCACGGUGAGCCGGGCAACUUCUACGGAUACGACGCCCUGCAGCGGCAGACGCUUUUCGGGGCCCAGGACGCGGAUCUGGUCCAGUACAGCGACUGUAAACUGGGAAGCGCGCCGGGGCUCGGCGGCGAGGACGCGGAGGGAACCGAGCAGAGCCCCUCGCCGACGCAGCUGUUCCCCUGGAUGAGGCCGCAAG
Messenger RNA from Plectropomus leopardus (leopard coralgrouper), 862 nucleotides. The record is from RefSeq and is a predicted model, not a curated record. NCBI's taxonomy places the organism in Eukaryota, Metazoa, Chordata, Actinopteri, Perciformes, Serranidae.